Penicillium daleae is the source of this 987-nucleotide messenger RNA. RefSeq lists its product as uncharacterized. The transcript is spliced from 4 exons. NCBI's taxonomy places the organism in Eukaryota, Fungi, Ascomycota, Eurotiomycetes, Eurotiales, Aspergillaceae. The record is from RefSeq and is a predicted model, not a curated record. Bases 1 to 987 code for a protein of 328 amino acids.
AUGGAUAUACUGCCAUAUUUGUGGUGUCAGCUUCAACAUCGCACGACGCCGGAACCGGGAGAGCCGCAUCUGGCUAGCUGGGACUACGCUGGCCAACAAUAUGAUGAGCCGGCAGUCGACGAGGAUGAUUUGGAAAACUGCGCUCAAAACGGCUUAUUCGGAGCGAUUAGCUAUCGAAGGAUGAUGAGGACAACAUGCUCGAAGAUCCAGACUACGUCCCUCCGGAUGAAGGUGACUACAGCGAGCCUGGUGAAUACGAUUCAGAGUAUCUCUGGGGAGGACAAUGCGAACAGCGACUCAAACCCUUCUAAUGAAACCAAGGAUCCUGAAGUCGAUGCUUACUCAAACUGGGUUGGCGAAAACUCAGAAUCCGAGAUGAUAGGGUAUCGCACCGCCCAGUGCUUGGUCCACAAAAGUGCGAUCCAGGACCCAUCGCAAUAUAUCAAAUCUCAUGAGCCCUGGGAGGUUUCUGAAGAUUGGUUUUUGUCUGGGUUGUGUGACGGAAUGCCGUCUCGCGAUUGUAAUUACCCAGAAGUCUGGCCUGCGCAAGGUGGAGUCGAGGAGCCGCAAGCGGAUAAUAUCAAUUUCGGUCCGGAAAGUACACCUUCAGAAGACUUGGCUAUGCCGUUCCACCCCUGGUGCUUCGAUAUCUUCUGCCGUCAAUCCAAAGUUCGGUUGAACCGCAUCAAUAUCUCAGGCAUUAUAAAGUGGCGCGAUGCCGAGUCCUCCAACAAGGACUUUUACGGUUUCCCCUGGUCAGGAGAUGUCAUCGAGGGCCAAAGGCAAUGGUGGGAGCAUUUCCCGGGCAAAGAGUAUCUGGACGCAACCCCACUUUACGUGCCAGGCUUACGGCCUAUUUUGCUGAAUGCAGGCAGAAACGAAGAGGACUUAUCUCACGAUAGAAUAGAGGAAUCUGAACUUCCGAAAAGAAAUCACACUCCAUUGCAGGUUGUUCACAAUGAUGUGUUUGCUUCCUUGCCUCCCUAG